Messenger RNA from Gekko japonicus, 3188 nucleotides. RefSeq names its product polyhomeotic homolog 3 (Drosophila) (gene PHC3). Lineage: Eukaryota; Metazoa; Chordata; Lepidosauria; Squamata; Gekkonidae. Gene Ontology annotation, cellular component: nucleus; PRC1 complex. Gene Ontology annotation, molecular function: zinc ion binding; protein binding. Bases 68 to 2962 code for a protein of 964 amino acids. The record is from RefSeq and is a predicted model, not a curated record. The transcript is spliced from 15 exons.
UGAGAACAUGGCGGAAGCGGAGUGAGGGCUUCGUACGCCAAGCGGGUGGAAGGAUCAUUCCACAGCUAUGGAGAAUGAACCAAGCACAACAGCAUCUUCCACAUGCACAACCACCAUCACCACCACAUCAUCCCCUUCUCGUACACAGCCGCCUCAGAUAUCUGUCUACAGUGGUGCAGAUCGACAUGCUGUACAGGUUAUUCAGCAGGCCUUGCAUCGUCCUCCUAGCUCUGCAGCACAAUACCUUCAGCAGAUGUAUGCAGCUCAGCAGCAGCACCUGAUGUUACAGACCGCAGCUUUGCAACAGCAGCAUUUGAGCCUGGCCAGUGUUCCACAGGCAAACCUGUCAGGUGGGAGGCAGUGUGCAUCCCCCAAUGGCAGUGUCACUCAGCAGUCAAGCAUGUCAGAAACCUCGCUAAUAAGCCGUUCACAGACCUCGAACAGUAGCAGCAGCAGUCUGACCCAACAGACCAUGUUACUGGGGAGCACCUCCCCUACUCUGACUGCAAGCCAGGCUCAGAUGUACCUACGGGCUCAAAUGCUGAUUUUUACACCUGCUACCACUGUGGCGGCUGUCCAGUCUGACAUCCCUGUUGUCUCAUCGUCCUCUUCGUUCCCCUGUCAGUCUGCAGCUACUCAGGUCCAGAAUUUGACACUCCGCAGCCAGAAGUUGGGUGUUUUGUCUAGUUCACAGAACGGCUCCCCAAAAGGCAGCAGUCAAACCCAGGCAUUAGCUGUGUGUCCUAAUAAACCUAUAACCAGUACCAAAGCCAGCCAGUCGGAUCCUCUAGAAAGUAAAAGAAAAGGAGACAGCCCGACUGCAGAGCCUCGAAGUCCAACAGUUACACGAACAUCAAGUAUUCAUCAGCUCAUAGCACCAGCUUCAUAUUCUCCAGUUCCACCACAUUCUCUGUUAAAGCAUCAGCAGUCUUCUGUUCAUUCCCCACCUUCAAAAAUUUCCCACCAUCAGCUGAUCUUCCAACAGCAGCAAGUUCAGCCAAUCGCACUCCAGCUUCCUCCCAGUCAGGAACCAUCUCCAUCGCAGCACUGUGUACCACUCCAAGGCCAUGCUCUUCCUCCACCUCCCAGCAGUGCCCCAUCACAGCACUGCACGUCUGUUCAGAUCCAUCACUCUCCUCCUACACUAUCUCCACCGCCGUCUCAGUCCUCACAGCAAUCAGUGGUGGUAUCUCCUCCAUCGCCUCCUUCACCCAGCCAGUCACCCACAAUAAUCAUCCACCCGCAAGCUCUUAUUCAGUCACAAUCGCAUCCUCUAGCAUCAUCAGCACUUCAGUCCGAGCAGAACCCAGCACAGACCAGUGACAGUUCAACAGAACCAGUAUCGCAGCCAGUAAAUCUUCCACCACGGCUCCCUUCUUCUCCGGUAGUACACCUUGGACCAGCAGAUCAGCCUGGAGUGGUGUCUACAGGCCACCAGAUAACAUCUCCAAUGCCUCACCAACAGUAUCCAGUGUUGCAGCCCACACCAAUCCCAGUUGCAACUUCUCCACGGCUGUCAACAUCUCCAGCCCAUAGUCAACCACUCCCUCUCCCACCUGUUCAGUCUUUACAACCUGAAAUUUUGUCCCAGGGUCAGGUUUUGGUACAGAAUACAUUGGUUUCUGAGGAGGAGCUACCUGCCGCUGAAGCUUUGGUCCAGCUGCCAUUUCAGAGUCUUCCUCCUCCCCAGACAGUUGCAGUAAACCUUCAAGUACAACCAGCAGUACCUGUUGAGACCCCAGUGAUUUAUCAAGUAGAGGCAAUGUGUGAGGAAGAGAUGCCAGAGGAAUCUGAAUGUGUCCGCAUGGCAAGGACCCCUACCCCGCCAACCCUGUCGCCACCAGCCAUCACCUUACAUAACAGAGAAGAGUUUGGAUAUGAGGAGCCCUUUUCAGAACAAGAGGGACAUUCUUCAGUGGCCUCAUCAUUCAGCGCUUCUGUAAUUAAAUCACCAUCAGACCCUUCACAUGCCUCUAUUCCACCACCACCUCUUUUGCUUCCAGCAAUCGCCACAAGGAGUAACAGCGCAUCAAUGGCUAAUAGGAACCCUAGCAUAGAAAACAAACUUCCACAAGCUAUCGUUAAGCCACAAAUCCUGACCCAUGUUAUUGAGGGCUUUGUGAUCCAAGAGGGGUUAGAACCAUUUCCUGUAAGUUGUUCAUCUCUUCUGAUCGAACAGCCUGCAAAAAAAAGACUCCUGAUGGAGGGCCAGGUGAUGAAUGUUACAUGUGUCGAGCCAGAGCUGCAGAAUAAUGCAAAGCAUGCCGACAAUUCCUCAGAUACUGAGGUGGAGGACAUGAUUACUGAAGAGGGACUAGAUGAGAUGGAAAGUGAUCUCCUUAAGUGCGAGUUUUGUGGGAAAAUGGGGUACGCAAAUAAGUUUCUGCGGUCGAAGCGCUUCUGCACUAUGUCCUGCGCCAAAAGGUACAACGUCAGCUGCAGUAAGAAAUUUGGAUUAUACGGAUCAGACAAGAGCAGUCGUUGGAGCCGGAGCCCGGAUAGCCAAAGCCUGGGACGGCGCGGGCGUCGGCCCAGCGGCUCUGACGGAGCCUCAAGAGAACACUUCCAUAGGCAGCUUCCAAUUACUUAUCCAUCUGCAGAAGAAGACUUGGCUUCUCAGGAGGACAGUGUGCCAGUUGCCAUGACCACUCGCCUGCGAAGGCAAAGUGAGAGGGAAAGGGAGCGUGAACUUAGAGAGCUGAGAAUUAGGAAGAAGACAGACAACAUGGAUCUGUUACCAGCGGUGCAAUCCGACCCGUCCCUGUGGACAGUUGAAGAUGUUUGGGCCUUCAUACGUUCUUUGCCUGGUUGUCAGGACAUUGCUGAUGAAUUUCGAGCCCAGGAGAUCGAUGGGCAGGCUCUUCUGUUAUUGAAAGAGGAUCAUCUCAUGAGUGCAAUGAAUAUUAAGCUAGGACCUGCACUGAAAAUUUGUGCACGGAUCAACUCCUUGAAGGAAUCCUAGUGGAGAACGGAGGUUUAAACAACGGCGUCCACCGGAUGACAGACUUGUAAAGUAAUAAGUCAACAUCUUAACCAUUGAUGUGAUUAUUACUACUGUGUUUUGCUAAGCAUCUUUUCCACAUAAGGACUAUUGGAGGAGUAUAUUUAAUAAAAUCUUGACAAACCUUCCAGUAAUUAAUCCAGCUUAUCAGGAAGCAUAAGCUGUGUCAGCAGACUGGUGUAGUCAA